Mandrillus leucophaeus (drill) is the source of this 2292-nucleotide messenger RNA. It is a transcript of the gene BAG2, whose product is annotated as BCL2-associated athanogene 2. Gene Ontology annotation, biological process: protein stabilization. The record is from RefSeq and is a predicted model, not a curated record. Gene Ontology annotation, molecular function: adenyl-nucleotide exchange factor activity; protein-folding chaperone binding. The transcript is spliced from 4 exons. The coding region runs from base 779 to 1315 and encodes 178 amino acids. NCBI's taxonomy places the organism in Eukaryota, Metazoa, Chordata, Mammalia, Primates, Cercopithecidae.
CGGACGGAGGCCGCGUGUGGCGGGCCGGGCCCUGGGGCACAGUGAGGCUGCGGCAACAGAAGUUGCUUGUUGGGAUUUGUUGUGGAUGGACGUGGUGUAGUUUUGUUUAUUUCUUGGAUUUUCUCCCCUGGUCCAAGAGAAAACGCAUUGUAAGCUAAACCUGUGAGGGCGUGAUGGUGGCCACACUUUGAUUAACUUACCUAGGUGUUGGGGAGCAGGAAAAAGUCAGAGGAGAUAAAAGUUAAGAGGUGAGAUUCCAUGCGAUUAAGGACUGUGGCAGCGUGGGUCUGCAGAGCUUCUAGAACCUUCUGUGUGGCCCCAAAUGUUUUUAACUUACUCUUCUCCCGUCAUACAUUUUUAAGGGAGGCAGCAGUUUACAGUGGCCCUCCACGUGAAGUUAAGUUUCCUUGCUUCAGAACACUAAAAGAGCAAAAAUGAAUAAAACAAAACCAACCCAGCAAUCCAUUGAGACCAAAGAUUAGAGAGGAGUGAGGGGUAGGCAGUAAGUUACCGGGUGCUUCGUGCAGUAAAGACGUUGCGGCUUCUCUUUAUCCCCUGACCUGGCGGACGGGAUUCCGCGGUUCCGUUUGUCUCUCAGGAGCCGCAUAACAAGUAACACACCUCUCUCCAUGUCUUCAGAACGUUGAGGGCAUGUUCUCAACCACUUCACUCGCUCUCCCCUAGUCAGAAAGAAAAGAUUUUUUCCUAAAGGAAUGGGGAGGAUGUUACUCCACCCCGCCUUCCUUCAAGCUGAGUCAUUGUCCUCAAACUUGAAUUAAUGCCUCACAUGUGGGUUGAAGCUUUGAGAGAAGCAGCAACUGCUGUUGAGCAAGAGAAAGAAAUCCUUCUGGAAAUGAUCCACAGUAUCCAAAAUAGCCAGGACAUGAGGCAGAUCAGUGACGGAGAAAGAGAAGAAUUAAAUCUGACUGCAAACCGUUUGAUGGGAAGAACUCUCACCGUUGAAGUGUCAGUAGAAACAAUUAGAAACCCCCAGCAGCAAGAAUCCCUAAAGCAUGCCACAAGGAUUAUUGAUGAGGUGGUCAAUAAGUUUCUGGAUGAUUUGGGAAAUGCCAAGAGUCAUUUAAUGUCGCUCUACAGUGCAUGUUCAUCCGAGGUGCCACAUGGGCCGGUUGAUCAGAAGUUUCAAUCCAUAGUAAUUGGCUGUGCUCUUGAAGAUCAGAAGAAAAUUAAGAGAAGAUUAGAGACUCUGCUUAGAAAUAUUGAAAACUCUGACAAGGCCAUCAAGCUAUUAGAGCAUUCUAAAGGAGCUGGUACCAAAACUCUGCAACAAAAUGCUGAAAGCAAAUUCAAUUAGUCUUCAAACCCAACAGCAUUUACACAAUACACAUGGUGUAAAAAUGAUAAAAUAUUAUUUUAAUUGAUAACUAGUUCUUUAUGUUAGAUAUAACCACUUAGUUGAUACUGACAGUUGUUUCAGAUGAGGAAAAUAUUCCAUCAAGUAUCUUCAGUUUUGUGAAUAACAAAACUAGCAAUAUUUUAAUUAUCUACCUAGAGAUUUUUUAGAUUGAAUUCUCGUCUUGUACUAGGAUCUAGCAUAUUUCACUAUUCUGUGGAUGAAUACAGUUUGUGGGGGAAAACAAGUGUUCAGCUAGGGGCAAAAGCAUCAGUGCUUUUUCCUGUGCUUUGGCGUGGAAUCACGCAGUCACCUUGGGCAUUUAGUUGACUAGAAAUUCUUUACCUUAAGCAGCACACACAUUUACUACACACACAGUGUUAACAAAGCACUGUGCUUAGAGGGAUAAAAAGGAAUCACAAAACAAGAAUCUUUCCAAAGUUGUCUCAUUCCGCAAUGUUAAGGCAUCUAUAUCAAAUUAUUUUGGAUGUAAAGAUUCCUGUGUCUCAUAAUAUGAAUGUAUUUUUUGAUAUACAAGAAACUAUGACAUAAAAUGUGAGAAAACCACCUAUAAUUUGCCACUGUGAACAAUUAUAUAUCUGCUUCAUCUUUUCUCAAAUGCAUCAAUUCUCUAGAAUUCCUAUAUUGUAACUUGCCUUUUUUAAAAAGUUAGAUGCUGAUAUAAAGCCUGCUUGUCAACUUAAUGAGCUCUAUUUUGUGUAGUUAUAUCUUUCUUUAUCCAUUCCCAUCUUACGGACAUUUAGGUUGCUUCCAGCUUGUUGCUAUUACUGCAACAUAUUUUUGUACGCAGGGCUUUUUCCUUCUUUUGUUUUCAAUUUUCUCUGUAUAAAGGCCCAGCAGUGAAUUAUAUUGGAUCAAAGGGUAUAGACAUUUUCAUGGUCUCACACACUUAUUAAAAAUUUUUUGUACAAAGGUUA